Anoplophora glabripennis (Asian longhorned beetle) is the source of this 1214-nucleotide messenger RNA. Its product is annotated as sporozoite surface protein 2-like. The transcript has 3 exons. The coding region runs from base 45 to 1094 and encodes 349 amino acids. Lineage: Eukaryota; Metazoa; Arthropoda; Insecta; Coleoptera; Cerambycidae. The record is from RefSeq and is a predicted model, not a curated record.
CAAAUCAUUACCAAUCCAGUCUUAGAUCUACAGCUGAUGCGAAGAUGAAGACUAUCGCUUGCUUUGCUGCUCUUGCCUUUGUGUUGGCAUUCUCUGUCAACGUAAAUGGCCAUGCCAUCGAUAUUGAUAGGGUGAGAUCAUCUCACGAUGACGCCUUCGAAAUUGACAUUAAAAUUAAAUCUGAAGCAUUAGAAGAACCAGAGCAACCUGAAGAUCCCAGAGCUCCUGAAGAUCCAGAAGACCCCAGAGCUCCUGAGGACCCAGAAGACCCAAGGGCUCCUGAAGAUCCCGAAGACCCCAGAGCUCCUGAAGAUCCCGAAGACCCCAGGGCUCCUGAAGAUCCAGAAGACCCCAGGGCUCCUGAAGAUCCAGAAGACCCCAGGGCUCCAGAAGAUCCUGAAGACCCCAGAGCUCCCGAAGAUCCAGAAGACCCCAGGGCCCCCGAAGAUCCUGAAGAUCCCAGGGCUCCAGAAGAUCCUGAAGAUCCCAGGGCUCCAGAAGAUCCCGAAGAUCCUAGAGCUCCUGAAGAUCCUGAAGACCCCAGAGCACCCGAAGACCCAGAAGACCCAAGGGCUCCAGAAGAUCCAGAAGACCCAAGAGCUCCAGAAGAUCCAGAAGACCCAAGAGCACCUGAAGAUCCAGAAGAUCCCAGAGCUCCUGAAGACCCAGAAGACCCAAGGGCUCCUGAAGAUCCCGAAGACCCCAGGGCUCCAGAAAAUCAUAUUCUAGAAAUUGACAUUCAAAUUAAAUCGGAAGUAUUAGAGGAACCAGAGCAACCAGAAGAUCCCAGAGCUCCUGAAGAUCCAGAAGACCCCAGAGCUCCAGAAGAUCCAGAAGACCCCAGAGCUCCUGAAGAUCCUGAAGACCCCAGGGCUCCUGAAGACCCCGAAGAUCCCAGAGCUCCUGAAGAUCCCGAAGACCCCAGGGCUCCAGAAGAUCCUGAAGACCCAAGAGCUCCUGAAGAUCCCGAAGACCCCAGAGCUCCUGAAGAUCCCGAAGACCCCAGGGCUCCAGAAGAUCCCGAAGACCCCAGGGCUCCAGAAGAUCCUGAAGACCCAAGAGCUCCAGAGGAUCCAGAACGACACAGAUAUUAAUUAAAUCAAUUUCUACUAAAAGCUGUUUCUCAGAUACAUAUAGAGAUUCAUGUAGAUACAACAAGUUCUAAUAACAUGUAACAUCCAUUAAUGUUGUAAAAAUAAAAGCUUAAAUGGAUA